AUGGCCCCGCCGCCUCCGCCCACAGCCAUGGACAAGCUCUGUGCGAAAUACCAAAGUCCUAUUCUUAUGGGAACUUUUGCACUGCAAGUCGCCCAUCACCAGUAUAUACGUCGGACGACACCAACCUAUGAGCCGUUAAGCUCUACAUUCCCAAGACUUGCUUCUGUUCCCCGGCCGCUCAGAGCUGGCCUGGGGUGGGCAGCCAUUUUCCUGGGACUUCUCACUCAGAUCACGUUGGCGAAGAGGUCGAUUCGGGAUUCUUCGGGCCCAGUCUUGCCGGUUUCAGCUCAAAGAAAACACUGGGUAAAGAAGUCAGAGGAGGCUCUGCAUCUUUGGCGCUCUCUCUUGUAUAUAUUCUACGCCAUGUCAGCCGAUUUUUGGGCCGGCUACAUCAGUGGCGCAGCCGGGAUUCUCAUUGGAAACCCUCUCGACCUCAUCAAAGUCCGUCUCCAGGCCUCACCAGCUCUCUCGACACCUUCUCUCUCAACCGGAGUACCACUACCCCCAUCAUCCUACAGGACGCAAUUUCAGUCCGCCUCCUCCCUCAUCCGGGGAGCAACAGCUCCAAUAAUCGGCUACGGCGCUCUCAACGCCCUGCUCUUCGUAACAUACAACCGCACCAGCACCCUCCUCAACUCCCAGUCACCAUCUAGUCCCUCAAACCUCUGGACAACUUGGAUAGCAGGUGCCAUCGGCGGCCUCGCAACGUGGGUCAUCUCCACCCCCACCGAAAUCGUCAAAUGCCGCGCUCAGAUAUCCACCACCUCAGCCGCUGCCUCAAGUUGGGGCAUUACCAAAGAAAUUCUGCGCACAGAAGGGGUCCGAGGCUUGUAUUUCGGGGGCGUGGUGACCGCUCUGAGAGAUAGCGUCGGCUAUGGCUUCUACUUCUGGAGCUACGAGCUCACGACCAGAUUCAUGGUCCAGAAGAUGAAGGAGCGCGGAGAAGCCGGUACCCGGUUGGAAGAAGCCGCGAAGGUCCUGCUGUGCGGAGGAAUCGCCGGCGUGGUAACGUGGGCGAGCAUCUUCCCACUGGACGUCAUCAAAACCCGCGUUCAAACUCAACAAGCCGUCGUAAUACGCGUCAGCAGCCCGGGAGAAGCUGCCCCCUUACUAGCAGGCGAAGCAACCGGAUCGCAGAGACUGGGAGCUGUAGCCAUAGCAAGAAAUGCGUACCGCAGCGAGGGCGUAGGGGUAUUCUUCAGAGGGCUGGGCGUGUGCAGCACGAGGGCGUUCGUGGUGAACGCGGCGCAGUGGGCUGUGUAUGAGUGGAUCGUGCGGGAGCUGGAGCCGCAGAGGAAGGAUGAGCUGAAUUCAAGCAAGAUAGAGGGGAGAGAUGUAGGAAUUUAA
This is a messenger RNA of Drepanopeziza brunnea f. sp. 'multigermtubi' MB_m1, 1347 nucleotides long. RefSeq lists its product as uncharacterized. Gene Ontology annotation, molecular function: transmembrane transporter activity. Gene Ontology annotation, biological process: transport. The record is from RefSeq and is a predicted model, not a curated record. NCBI's taxonomy places the organism in Eukaryota, Fungi, Ascomycota, Leotiomycetes, Helotiales, Drepanopezizaceae.